AUGCGGCUGAAGGAGACAGAGCGUGUCUUGUGGCAGCUUCUAACUGCUUCUACGGAAAAAGACCUGGCAACUGCCUUCACUGAGGACAGCAUAUGUCAGGUACCAGAAAGUCUUGCCAUAUCUACACUAGCCACCACCGAAGAGAAGAGGUCUGCCAUAGCUUUCUGGGAGCAGUUUCCUUUGCAGAAUCCCGUGGAUGUUCAGACCUGGAUGGAGAGCCUGGACCCGAUCUCAAAUAGCGAAGGCUUGCUGUUUCAGAACUCAAUGUCCGGUGAAGAAUUGAGUCAGGACCCGCAGCGUGUUGCGGAGGACUUAGAUACCGAGUACUCAGACUCCGGUAUCGCCGUACAGCAUGACAGCCAGAGUGGGAUUCACGCCCCAGUGCCUGCGUCGUUGUCUCAUUACGAUACUUCAGCGGGUCAACAUGCCCUCCCAUCCAUCCCAACCGGAUUGCAGCAUUCGCAACUUGACACAUCGUCGAAACAACAAUCUGACAAGGAUCCAGUAUCCUCCGGUAGGGGUGCUGCUGCCAGGAGAUUUGGUUUAUCAAAGGAGUUCCAAGAUAUGUUUCUGUGGUAA
This is a messenger RNA of Exophiala aquamarina CBS 119918, 579 nucleotides long. RefSeq lists its product as uncharacterized. Lineage: Eukaryota; Fungi; Ascomycota; Eurotiomycetes; Chaetothyriales; Herpotrichiellaceae. The transcript has a single exon. The record is from RefSeq and is a predicted model, not a curated record. The coding region runs from base 1 to 579 and encodes 192 amino acids.